AUCUCCUGGGAAGCACCUGUGGAGAAGAAAGCUGAGUGUGAAGGGCAGUCCCCCCAGACCGACUGCUUCAACUACGUGCGCUUCCUGCAGAGCUACAACAGCUCCCACCUCUAUGCCUGUGGCACCUAUGCCUUCCAGCCCAAGUGCACCUACAUCGAGCUGUCUGGCUUCACCCUGGACCAAGUGGCAUUUGAGGACGGCAAGGGGAAGUGUCCCUACGACCCCACCAAGGGACACACUGGCCUGAUCGUGGAUGGAGAACUGUACUCUGCCACCUUCAACAACUUCCUGGGCACGGAGCCCGUCAUCCUGCGCAACCUGGGCCCGCACUACUCCAUGAAGACGGAGUAUCUCACCUCCUGGCUGAACGAGCCCCACUUCGUGGCCUCGGCGUACGUGCAGGAGAGCGCGGCCAGCAGCACCGGCGACGACGACAAGGUCUACUUCUUCUUCAGCGAGCGCGCGGUGGAGUACGACUGCUACGCCGAGCAGGUGGUGGCCCGUGUGGCACGGGUCUGCAAGGGGGACGUCGGUGGCGCUCGCACGCUGCAGAAGAAGUGGACCACGUUCCUCAAGGCUCGUUUGGUGUGCUCAGCACCAGAGCAGCAGCUCCACUUCAACCGUCUCCAGGCUGUCUUCACCCUGCCCGGGGCUGAGUGGCAGGAAACCACUUUCUUCGGGGUGUUCCAGGCUCGGUGGGGGGACGUGGACGUCUCGGCCAUCUGUCGGUACCACAUCCUGGAGGUGAAGAAGGCGUUCGAGGGGCCCUACAAGGAGUACAGGGAGCAGGCACAGAGGUGGGGCAGGUACUCAGAUGAGGUGCCAAGCCCCCGGCCCGGAGCGUGCAUCACCGACUGGCACCGUCAGAACGGCUUUGCCAGCUCCCUGGAGCUGCCUGACAACACCCUGAACUUCGCCAAGAAGCACCCACUGAUGGACGAGCCCAUCCUGCCGCAGCGUGGGCGCCCACUGCUCCUCAAGAAGGAUGCCAACUUCACCCAGCUGGUGGUGGAUCGCGUGGCCGGGCUGGAUGGUGCCGUCUACGAGGUUCUCUUCAUUGGCACAGGUGACGGGUGGGUGCACAAGGCACUGAAUCUGGGCACUCGCAUCCACCUGGUGGAGGAGCUGCAGGUGUUUGAGCCAGCACAGCCCGUGGAGAGCCUGGUCCUGGCGGGACGGAAG
This is a messenger RNA of Acanthisitta chloris (rifleman), 1182 nucleotides long. RefSeq names its product sema domain, immunoglobulin domain (Ig), transmembrane domain (TM) and short cytoplasmic domain, (semaphorin) 4C (gene SEMA4C). NCBI's taxonomy places the organism in Eukaryota, Metazoa, Chordata, Aves, Passeriformes, Acanthisittidae. The annotation marks the transcript as partial. The transcript is spliced from 9 exons. The record is from RefSeq and is a predicted model, not a curated record. Gene Ontology annotation, molecular function: semaphorin receptor binding; chemorepellent activity. Gene Ontology annotation, biological process: negative chemotaxis; negative regulation of axon extension involved in axon guidance; neural crest cell migration.